AGGACGGAAGCAGAGGGUGCUGUUUCUAUGCCACCACCAGGAAAGAGGCAGAGGGGCUGGGCCAUGCUGGAGUCCUCUGGGAGGGAGCGACCUUGACCCUGGCUGUGCUGCAAGCUGAUUCCAGCCCUGGUGGCAGAAGUGACAGUCCACACGGGCAAGAUUGAUAUCUAAAUCACCACUCGGGCACAGCAGAGAGCAGGGCUGGCAUGUUUGGAAAGCCUGGACCUCCACAAACUCCCUUAAACAGGAAGCAGUAAUAAGCAACCCUCUUGUUUAAGAGUCACGAAGUGAAUUUUCCAGGUGUUCUACUUGGUGUCAUUAUAAAUGAAGUUAUUUGGGUGAGCGCACGGCUGCUGGAUGGAGAAAUUAGCGGAGUAUGGAAAGACAUGUACAAUGACACAUUAAAUGUCAGUACAGAGAAAAGGAGUGCAGAAUUGCCUGAUGCUGUGGGACCUAUUGUUCAGUUACAAGAGAAAUCUUAUGUGCCUGUAAAAGAAUACCCAGAUUUUAAUUUUGUUGGGCGAACUCUUGGACCUAGAGGACUUACAGCCAAACAACUUGAAGCAGAGACGGGAUGUAAAAUAAUGGUCCAAGGCAAAGGCUAAAUGAGGGAUUUAAAAAAGGAGGAGCAAAAUAGAGGCAAGCCCAACUGGGAGCAUCUACAUGAAGAUUUACAUGUACUAAUCACUGUGGAAGAUGCUAAGAACAGAGCAGAAAUCAAACUGAAGAGAGCAGUUGAAGAAGUAAAGAAAUUAUUGGUACCUGCAGCAGAAGGAGAAGACAGCCUGAAGAUGCAGCUGAUGCAACUCUGGGGCUGAGAGGCAGGGAAAUGGGAGGAGACACCCCCACCUCUGGCUUCUUGAGAAUGGACAGUCCCUGGUGCAAGUGGACUGGGCUCACAGUUUCUUGAAUGCCCAUACUUAAAAGAAAAACACACCAUACCGCAUGGAUAGGACUAAAUCUAUUAUGCAUAAACUUCUCCAUUAUCGUAUAUGAAUCCAAGAGCCAUCGUGAAAUGAAAUUUACAUCUGUAUUAUUAAUUACCAGUUUCUUUGUCCUGUAAAGGUGUUCUACUACGUCCAUCAACUCAGAGGCUAUCAUUUCUGUAUUGAUCAUUUAAAAUGCACCAAAAUCAGAAAGUAAUAAGAUUUCAAAUUCAGGAUGAUUUCUCUUUUCCCACAAGAGCGAAUUCUACCCGUGAUGAUAUCAUAUUCUUGCUUCUGAAAGGAAUAAACCUUUGAAAAUAAAUGCGUGGUUGUUCCAGUUACAGAAACGGAUUUUUUAAAGCCUGAGGCAUGUGAUCAUUACCAUAUGUGGAUAGAAACAUGGCAGAGGGUUUUUCAGUAAAAGUUAUACCCCAAACAAAUAACCUUGUUGCAAAAGAAACUUCAUGCUUCUGCUCAGAGACAGGUGUCUCGCUAAAAUUAUUUCUCAAUUAUCUGUUCCUUCACAGUGGAGAUGCCAUCGUCUCUGAAAAAUCUACUAAUUAUAACAGCAUUAUCCAACAAGAAGAAACAUGUGAAGAUCAUUCACCGAUGAAAACAGACCCAGUUGGAUCCCCUUUGUCUGAAUUCAGGAGAUGUCCAUUUUGGGAGCAAGAACUGGCAAAGAAAUACUUCCAUAAAAUGGAAGUGAAUAAGAAGAUAUCCGUUAUUCAAAUAAUUCAAUUGCAUCAAAUGCCAUGA
This is a messenger RNA of Callithrix jacchus (white-tufted-ear marmoset), 1685 nucleotides long. Lineage: Eukaryota; Metazoa; Chordata; Mammalia; Primates; Cebidae. The record is from RefSeq and is a predicted model, not a curated record.